UUACAGCACCUGGUAUUCCCAAGCUAUCUCCCCACUAAGUCCCUAUCUCGACCAAUGGUUGAGCGCUGUUGAGCAGAAUUGAGCGCUCAACCCACCAAUCAUUGAGCGAGGAUUUUCCUCAACGGACCAAUCAGCGUCAUGUCGAACGCGAACGACGAGACAGCCAUAAUGACAGCCGUCAUUACGCUUCGGUUAAACAUGGAGAAGAAGACACACGAGUGCAGUUUGUGCAACAAGACUUUCACUGAGAAGUCUAACCUGACCAGGCAUAUGAAGCUUCAUGCUCCAAAGGAAAUUGAGUGUGAUGUGUGUGGUAAAAGCUUCACCUUCAAACAACAGCUGGACUCCCACCUGAAGCAGCAUCUGUACCCACACAUUCCUCUGUAUAGACAGGGAGAGGCCAGGCUGCUGUGUUCAGAUGCAGCUAAGAUUGUGGCAAAGGCCCCCAGCAAAGCAGUAGACCCUGGAUGGCUGGAUCCCGAAAAGGCAGAGGUGGCUGCCAAGAAAUCUGGAGGGGAAAUGUGGAAAGGGCAGUUCGUCAUCACAUUCGGCAAGUAUGCUGGACAGUCAUUCAGAUGGCUGCUUGAAAACGAUGUCGGCUGGGUGGUAUGGUUGCUCUCUGAAUAUUGCCAGAAGGGUGAGAAGAAUGAGCUUCUUAAAUGGCAAAAGGAGCGAAUGCUGGAGUUUGUUCGAGGGUUCCCUUCUGUCACAUGUCAUCUUGACAAGAGGCUGGAGAAACAGGAAUCAACAAAACAAAAGGUGGCUGAAUCUUCUGUUUCCGAGUUACAGCAGGAACCUGGCUAUGCGAGUGAUGCUGAACUGUUGGCUGCUGCUGAACAAGUCCUUGACGAGUCUGAGGUGCCCGUCUCUACACAGCUUACCACCUGGGGAGAGCUUGCUCCAGCUGUGACUCAGGACUCUUCCAACAGGCCCAGCACAUCUCAGGGAUGGCCCUCAUCCACAGCAGAGAGCUCUGCUUCAGAAUCCAGUGGCAUCGUGCUGGAGGGUUGGCAGAAAUACUGGGAGCAGCCACUUGCAUCUGCCCAAGCCCUUGGUAUAGCCCCUCCUAACAUCAGGUGGCUAAAAUACGAUGAGAGGUAUGGUCUCUUUGAUGGCUCAUCUAAGUAUAAAAACAUAAAGGGUGAGAUAGUGGAGAGGAAGCUCUUAAAGGAGAAGAUGGAGUUCCACCCGCCUCCUCAUCCUGUAUCUGUCAAGGGAGCAGUACCCAACAUGAUGGCCUUUUUUACCACCCCUGCCUUCUUCUGGCGGCCAGUUGGUGUGAUGAAAGCCAAGAUCUGCUGCCCCAACACCAACUGCCCUGCACCGCCAGGGGAAUACCUGGAGAAGAAAGGCUUUGGCAGUUACGCUAGGCAAGUGUGUGGGAUGAUGUAUAAUUACACCCUGUUGACAGAGAAACUAAAAUGUUCUCACUGUGAAAAGAUGAGGCAGGCAGUGAGCAAGACGCACGGUGAUGCAGACUGUGACGAGGAGGAGGAGGAGGAGAAUUCACAUCACAUGCAACAGUACAUGUGGUUGGCACACAGUCCCAAGAUUCUGAUGAACCUUGCCCCAGCCAUCAGAAGCAUGUUUCCUGCCAUUCUGUGUGGGAAGCGUGCUAUUGACAGAGGUGUCGUCACCCUGCUGAGUGACCGGCUCAAUGCUGUGUCCAUGAGUAAGGUACAGAGACUGCUGCAGCAGGGCCAUGAUGAGUGGUAUGUCCAGCGGCGUGACCUUUACCAGACUCUCCUGUACGAGGCCCACACAGCUGGAUCUUCAUCGUCUCAGACUGGCAUCCUGUCUUUUGUGAAAGCCCCUGGUACAUACACCCCUCCCCUCCCCCAGUCUCCCCUUCCAUUUGCCCGUGUGCUGAGGCGUGCACACAUGAUCAUGGAAAUGGAAAGGAUGCCUGUGUACCGAGCUGCCAUCCUCAGUGUGACUGGAGAAAUCCUCUGCAUUGAUGGUACCAAAAAGGUCCUUAAGAAGAUAUAUGGUGAUGGCCAGGGCACCAUGCAGUAUGUCACCAGUGUUCUGAAUGAAUGGGGCCAGUUCUUGACGACGGUGGUGGUGGCAGCUGAGUCUGAGGGGUGCUACAGGCGUAUGGCGAGCGGUCUGAUUGCCCGGUUCCAACGUGCAAACGCUCCUGCACCAAAGGUCAUAUAUGCAGACAACAACUGUUGUCGUGACAGUGGCUCAUCCUUCCUGGAGACUCUGUUCAGUGACUGGGUGCAGAAGGGUACCGUGGUCAGACUGGACAUCCGACACUGGCUGCACCGCUGGGAUACUGUUGUGAUCAAGCAGAGCCAUGCCAAGUAUGGGGGGUUCAUGAGUGCCUUAGCAGGUGCACUGCUGGCCUACAACAAGGACGACAUGAUGCUCUUAGUCCAGGCUGUCAGGAGUGGCAACAAAGAAUUGUACGCCUCAUAUUCUGACGAGGAAAUGAUAGCCUUCCUCAAGCCUCACCAGAUCAGGUCUUACGUCAGGCGCAUUACCCGUGGUGUUGACGAGACAGCUUCAGUGAUUGAGUCCAUCAUUGCCGAGUUCAAGGGACCAGCAGGCCUUGAUAUUGAUGGCAUCCACCUGUUCAAGUCAACAGAGGCAGUUGAUGCUCACUGGGCAAUUUCAAGCAAGCAUCUUAGUUUUAUGCAGGUGGGUUAA
Messenger RNA from Notolabrus celidotus (New Zealand spotty), 2655 nucleotides. RefSeq lists its product as uncharacterized. The transcript has 7 exons. The record is from RefSeq and is a predicted model, not a curated record. Bases 139 to 2655 code for a protein of 838 amino acids. Lineage: Eukaryota; Metazoa; Chordata; Actinopteri; Labriformes; Labridae.